AGCAGCGUCGUCAACAACAGCGAGCCAGUGUUAUUCACGAGUUACGCGACGUAGCGCACCACUGCACGCAGCUCGUCCUGAACGCGCACUCGCACUUACGUAUCGCUUUUGCGCGCGCUAUUGUGUGGCACGAUCACAACAAUAUUAUAAUAUUGUAUCCACCAAUAUCUAUUAUAUUUUAUCGAUUUCGUUAGUCGCGAAUUUUUUUUUCUCUCCAUAAACGCCUCGUUUAAUUUUCUCCGAUCUGUAAGGCCGUCGUGGGGGGACCGUGAAUCACGUACGUCCGUUGUUCAGGUUUUUCUUGUUUUUCUCUCAACGUUCACCAGUCCUCGCUAUCGAACUAGCGGUAUUUGUCGCUCUAGAGGGACCCACCGACCGGGGGGACACGGGCACGACCGUUCAACGGCCAGAGAAAUCCGGCGUUAAACCAUCCGCGACCCGUUCAUCAGCAACCGCUCGACCGAUCACCAACACGACGACUUUUCGCACUAGCGCCCGGUGGACGGAGACCACUGUUAUUGCCGGCGUGAACGUUAUAUGAUGUUGGCCCGGCGCCGCAGACGCCGAUACCGACGUUACAACGCUUCAACGACUAUCAGGAAGAGCGGAACAGUGACAGCGGCCGACAGACUAAUCAUCGUCAGCAGAACCAGCAGCUCCAGUGACAACGACGCAGCCGUACGCCAACAUGACGACCACCGUCGGUCUGCUCUCGCCCCUAUUGCCGCCGACCGCUGUGACGGCAGCCGUGGCCGAAGAGCAUCAGCAACAGGAUUACUAUUACGUGCCACAGCCUCAGCCGACACGGGUCGUUCGCAUGAAAAUGUGGAGUGACGACGACGACCAGAACUUUUACUGCGCCGACGACAGUUCGACGAAUAGCUUUUUACUACUGAACAACAUGGGUAUUCAUGUUUCACCGAUGACAACCAUCAAUACAAGCAUGUCAAAUGAAACUGGCAGCGAAUCAAAUGCUUGUAAAAGACGAUUAUCUUCAUCAUUAGAAGACGAUCAUAUUCCUAAAAUAGCAAGACGAAUGGCUAACAAUGAGGAACUAUUACUGAAUGAACAUAUUAUAGAGCAAUUGGAUUCAGCGUCUCAAUUGAAUGAUGAUGAUGCUACAUCAUCAAUUGUUGCUGCAAUAGCAGCUGUUACUGAUGAUUCAGAUUGCAGUGUUGAAGAUGAUGACGACGAUGAUGACGACGAUGAUGAUGAUGAUGAUCAAUACUUACCUGCUGGUAGUUUGUCACUAUCUUCGUCUAAUAGUGGAAAUGUCUCUAAUUCUGCCAAUUCAUCUUCUUUAUCAACAUUAUCGUCUUCUCAACAACAUAACUCUCACAAUCACUGGAGACAAAAUCACCAACAACAGCAAACUAUCAAAUGUGACACUAAUGGUAAGUGUUAUUUGGAUUUAGGAAGUGGUGGUAGCAUUACAACGACUACGACAAUGGCUAUAAUUCAACAACGAACUAAUACCGAACCAGAAUGCUGUGAGUUGGGACGUUGUGUACCUGCUACACAAUGUUACAGACGUCGUAGAGCUGCAGUGUUUGAUGCAUCAAUGCGUAAAUUAGGAAAAUCUAGCGGUGGAUCCAAUGGUGGUUCUCAGCAAAGCUGUGAGGCUGGAUUGCGUAGGUCGGUGCUUAUUUGUAACACUUUGAGAUUGAUUGAGCGUGAAAUGUCUCGAGAAGCUGCUGCUGCAGCACAGCAAGCUCAACAACGACGUAGCUUAUCGACAACGAUAAAUACUCAUCAAUCACACCAACAGCAACAAAUUGAUGUCUUACACCAUCAAAACCAUAAUAAUAAUAAUAGACGAUCUCCAACACCUUACCCUUCUGAAUACAGAAAUGGUCGACCAGAUAUGAUGGUUGAUCAUAAUAGUAGCAGUAGUAGUAGUAGCAGUAGCAGUAGCAGUACAACAGAUUCUAUUGACUCUGGUGUUGAUGAUGAAUAUUACUACGAUGACGACGAUGAUGAAGUAGAUCAUCAUCAUGGUCAUGCAACAGGAAUGACUACUAAUCAUUUAGAUUUGAAUAAUCACCAUCUUCAGUACUACAAUUUAAAUGGAAGUAUUGAAGAUUGUGAUAAUUAUAUUAAUUCAGAUGAGUAUGAUGAAGAUGAUGAUGAUGAAGAUGAAGAUAUCGAUAAUUCCAACUUGCCUCUAAUGGAUCAUCAAACCUAUGAUAACAGUUUCAACAAUAAAAGAAAUACAGCUUUGGGUAUUGGCAAUCAUCAGUGUGAUGAUAAUAUAUUACCAUUGAUUGGUAAUAGUAACACUACUAUUACAUCUAUUGAUUGGGGCUCAGUUUUAAGCUUAUCAUCAUCAAAUAAUAAUAGCAAUGGUAACAGUUCACAAUCGUUGUCAUCAACUUCAAUAACAUUGAUGGAUAAUAUUAAUAGCGAUUGUGAUAUGUCUACGACAGUAUCUAGUGAUAAUGGAGAUCGCAAAUCUCAGCAACAUAAACGUAGAAGACGACACUAUAAAAAUCAUUACCAUCAUAAUCAAACCCAUAACAAACAGAGACAUCAUCACCAUUCCCACCAUCAUCAACGGACCCAGAAACGUCGAGAACGUGGAAUUGUAUCGUCAUUAUUAAUGUCAAAAAGUAAGACAUCAACUAAUUAUCAAGUACCAUCACUAGUGAAUCUUUGUAAUAAUGAAGGAACUAAUUAAAUACUUGCAACAUUAUAUCUUUUAAAAACUUAAAUGUAUAUUUAAAAGCAUUAAGUAUUGAUGUGUGAUUAUAUGACAAUGGAAUGAUUAAAUUUACCUAGAUGUUUACGCGUGUACCUGAUAGAUCACAUUUAUAUAUAUCUUAAAUAAUUAUUGAAUACCUGUAAAGAUAUUGAUAUGCAAAUAGCAAUCUGCAACAAGGAUGGCUGUGUAAUAUUUAAACCAACGGGCAGCUCAAUUAUUAUUAUUAUUUUUUAAUUUUAAUGUAGGUUAUGUUAUUAUAAUUUUAUUAUCUCUUGUAGAAUAAAAUAUGUGGACAUGUAUUUUAUUUUCAAAACAAAUCAACAGCCAACAAUAUUACUAAAUUCUUCAUCAUGACACUAAUAUUUAAAUUAAAUGUUUUGCAAUAAAAUUAUAUGAAUAUGUUAUAGGUCUUAUAAUAUAUUAA
Messenger RNA from Sipha flava (yellow sugarcane aphid), 3125 nucleotides. Its product is annotated as phospholipase D C-like. NCBI's taxonomy places the organism in Eukaryota, Metazoa, Arthropoda, Insecta, Hemiptera, Aphididae. The record is from RefSeq and is a predicted model, not a curated record. The coding region runs from base 689 to 2677 and encodes 662 amino acids. The transcript is spliced from 2 exons.